AUGGAUGUGGACGCCGAGGAGAAGCGCCAUCGCACACGAUCCAAAGGGGUUCGAGUUCCCGUGGAACCAGCCAUACAGGAGCUGUUCAGCUGUCCCACUCCUGGCUGUGACGGCAGUGGCCAUGUCAGUGGCAAGUACGCCAGACACAGAAGUGUGUAUGGUUGUCCCUUGGCUAAAAAAAGGAAAACACAAGACAAACAGCCUCAGGAACCUGCUCCCAAGCGGAAACCAUUUGCGGUGAAAGCCGACAGCUCCUCCGUGGACGAAUGCUACGAAAGUGAUGGGACAGAGGACAUGGACGAGAAGGAGGAGGACGAUGACGAUGAGGAUGAGGAGGACGAGGAGGAAGACGAGGAGUUUUCUGAGGACAAUGACGAGCAAGGAGACGAGGACGAGGAGGACGAGGAGGUGGACCGGGAGGAAGAAGAGGAUAUCGAGGAAGAGGAGGACGAUGAGGAUGAUGACGAAGACGGAGAGGAUGAGGAGGAGGAGGAAGAGGAGGAGGAGGAGGAGGAGGAGGAGGAGGAGGAAGAGGAGGAAAAUGAAGACCGUCCGAUGAGCUGCCACGGCACACGCCUGCUGCAGGAUGCGGAGAAGGACGACAACAAUAACGAGGAGUACGACAACUACGACGAGCUGGUGGCCAAAUCGCUGCUGAACCUGGGCAAGAUCGCCGAGGACGCGGCCCACCGCGCGCGGACCGAGUCCGAGAUGAACAGCAGCACCUCCCACAGCCUGGAGGACGAGGGCGGCCAGAGCGAGAGCCUGAGUCGCAAGGGCGAGCUCAGCCUGGACCUGGACAGCGACGUGGUCAGGGAGACCGUGGACUCCCUGAAGCUGCUGGCGCAGGGCCACGGCGUGGUGCUCUCGGAUGGCAUCGGCGACCGCGGCCACGCGGAGGGGAUGGCGCCGCAGGACAGCAGGAGCGUGAACUACGUGGUGCUGGGGAAGCCCGUGAGUAACGGGCUGGGCGAGAGGCUAGGCGAGGAGAGCGAGGAGGAGGUGUGCCUGAGCAGCCUCGAGUGCCUGCGCAACCAGUGCUUCGACCUGGCCCGCAAGCUCAGCGAGACCGACCCCCAGGACCGGGGCCCCCCGCCCAGCGCCAGCGCCCGGCAGCACGGCCGGCCAGAGGACGACUUCCCGGGCAGGACGCCUGACCGGAGCUACUCGGACAUGAUGAACCUCAUGCGGCUGGAGGAGCAGCUCAGCCCCAGGCCCAGAACGUUCUCUAGCUGCGCCAAGGAGGACGGGUGUCCGGAGAGGGACGACGACACCACCUCCAUCAAYUCGGACAGGUCCGAGGAGGUGUUCGACAUGACCAAGGGCAACCUGACGCUCCUCGAGAAGGCCAUCGCCCUGGAAACGGAGCGGGCCAAGGCCAUGAGGGAGAAGAUGGCCAUGGACGCCGGGAGGAGGGACACUCUGAGGUCGUACGAGGACCAGUCUCCGAGACAGCUUCCCGGGGAGGACAGGAAGCCCAGGUCCAGUGACAGCCAUGUCAAAAAGCCAUACUAUGGUAAAGAUCCCUCAAGAACAGAAAAGAAAGAGAGCAAGUGUCCAACCCCCGGGUGUGAUGGAACCGGCCAUGUAACUGGGCUUUACCCGCAUCACCGCAGUCUGUCUGGAUGCCCGCACAAAGAUAGGGUCCCUCCAGAAAUUCUUGCCAUGCAUGAAAAUGUUCUCAAGUGUCCCACUCCAGGCUGCACAGGGCGAGGGCAUGUGAAUAGCAACAGGAACUCCCACAGAAGCCUCUCUGGAUGCCCUAUUGCUGCAGCAGAGAAACUGGCAAAGGCCCAAGAAAAACACCAGAGCUGCGAUGUGUCCAAGUCCAACCAGGCCUCGGACCGAGUCCUCAGGCCAAUGUGCUUUGUAAAGCAGCUCGAGAUUCCUCAGUAUGGCUACAGAAACAAUGUCCCCACAACCACGCCGCGCUCCAACCUGGCCAAGGAGCUCGAGAAAUAUUCCAAGACUUCGUUUGAGUACAACAGUUACGACAACCAUACUUAUGGCAAGAGAGCCAUAGCUCCCAAGGUGCAAACCAGGGACAUAUCCCCCAAAGGAUAUGACGAUGCGAAGCGGUACUGCAAGACCGCCAGCCCCAGCAGCAGCACCACCAGCAGCUACGCGCCCAGCAGCAGCAGCAACCUGAGCUGCGGCGGCGGCAGCAGCGCCAGCAGCACGUGCAGCAAGAGCAGCUUCGACUACACGCACGACGUGGAGGCCGCGCACAUGGCGGCCGCCGCCAUCCUCAACCUGUCCACGCGCUGCCGCGAGAUGCCACAGAACCUGUCCACCAAGCCACAGGACCUGUGUGCCGCGCGGAACCCUGACAUGGACGUGGAUGAGAAUGGCACCCUGGACCUCAGCAUGAACAAACAGAGGCCUCGGGAUAGCUGCUGCCCCGUCCUGACGCCUCUGGAGCCCAUGUCCCCUCAGCAGCAGGCAGUGAUGAGCAGCCGGUGCUUCCAGCUCAGCGAGGGCGACUGCUGGGACUUGCCAGUGGACUACACCAAGAUGAAGCCCCGACGGGUGGACGAGGAUGACCCCAAAGAGAUGGCCCCAGAAGACCUGGACCCGUUCCAGGAGGCUCUGGAAGAAAGAAGGUACCCUGGGGAGGUGACCAUCCCGAGCCCCAAGCCCAAGUACCCCCAGUGCAAGGAGAGCAAAAAGGACCUAAUAACUCUGUCCGGCUGCCCACUGGCUGACAAAAGCAUUCGAAGUAUGCUGGCCACCAGUUCACAAGAACUCAAGUGCCCCACCCCUGGCUGUGACGGUUCUGGACACAUCACYGGCAACUAUGCUUCCCAUAGGAGCCUUUCAGGGUGUCCAAGAGCAAAAAAAAGUGGCAUACGGAUAGCACAAAGCAAAGAAGAUAAAGAAGACCAGGAGCCCAUCAGGUGUCCUGUCCCAGGCUGUGACGGUCAGGGCCACAUCACUGGGAAGUAUGCGUCCCACCGCAGCGCCUCGGGGUGCCCCUUGGCGGCCAAGAGGCAGAAAGAUGGGUACCUCAAUGGCUCCCAGUUCUCCUGGAAGUCGGUCAAGACGGAAGGAAUGUCCUGCCCCACGCCGGGGUGUGACGGAUCAGGGCAYGUCAGCGGCAGCUUCCUCACACACCGCAGCCUGUCAGGAUGCCCGCGGGCGACAUCAGCCAUGAAGAAGGCCAAGCUGUCUGGAGAUCAGAUGCUGACCAUCAAGCAGCGUGCCAGCAAUGGAAUAGAAAAUGACGAGGAGAUCAAGCAGUUGGAUGAAGAAAUCAAGGAGCUGAACGAGUCCAAUUCCCAGAUGGAGGCAGACAUGCUCAAGCUCAGGACUCAGGUAACGAUCACCACGAUGGAAAGCAACCUGAAGACGAUCGAGGAGGAGAACAAGGUCAUCGAGCAGCAGAACGAGUCCCUGCUGCACGAGCUGGCCAACCUGAGCCAGUCCCUGAUCCACAGCCUGGCCAACAUCCAGCUGCCUCACAUGGAUCCAAUCAAUGAACAAAAUUUUGAUGCUUACGUGACUACUUUGACGGAAAUGUAUACAAAUCAAGACCGUUAUCAGAGUCCAGAAAAUAAGGCCCUACUGGAAAAUAUAAAGCAGGCUGUGAGAGGAAUUCAGGUCUGAACAGCUGCUCUAGUGGCGAGACUCAUGCUAAGAAAGGACGCCUCUUGGUUUCGGCUGCUGUGACUUGUUGCCAGACAGCGUUCUAUUUAUUUCUGUCGGAACAGUGUUAUGCUUACGAGACUCCACACGGUUUUGUGUCUUGCUUUAAGAUAGCACCUGCAGAAUAGUUUUUGAACACAUUCACAUUUUGUACGUUUUCCUAAGAGCUGACGUAGUGUGAUCUGCCGUGUAAUGUUUAUAGCUGCUACUGUAUGCACACUGGGGGUAUAUAUAUUUCUGAAGAGGUAAGCUGAUCAAAAUAAAUAGAGUGUAAAUUCUUUUUAAUGCUUUAGUGAUUAAAUGUUUUAGUAUUUUGAACUGAAAUGGACAAAAAAGAAAAAGAAAAAAAAACAGCUUUGAAUGACCAUGUUGUGGCCCCAUGGCCACUUUUUAGACAUUAUCAUUUUGCCUCGUGUUGGAGGACUUUAUGGAAUUUAAGAAAUACAUUUUGUGUGCAUAUUGUUUCAUAGCGAGAAUUGGUUGCAAAAUGCUUUAUUUUUGAACAAUGCUUGGAAAUAUUAUGUGAUUUUUUUGUUUGUUUGUUUUAGGAGGAUGGUGUAUGGUGGGGGCAAUAAAUGAGGUUUUUUGCAUUCCAAGGAAAUGGCAUAUGGAUUAACUGUAAGAAAUGAAAUAAGUAAUUUAUUGUAAGACAACAUCAAGCCAUGGAAACUUGGCAGAAGAUUCAAAGCAGCUUAAGCAGCACUUUUAAAUUAACUCCUAAACAUUACAUGGUGUGACUCUGGAGACUUCCGUUAAGACAGGACCUUGUCAGAGGUGGACAGCACGAAGAUUUCCUUUUGCGUUCUCAGUACCCUCUGGAACAACCUUCUCUUAUCUCUCCUAGAGUCCCGUGCCCCUCUGAACUGUUCCCGCAACAUAGUUUACCUAACAGAAGUUGUGUGCUUUCAAUUUGAGCAAAAAGAUAAUUUAAGAGCAUUUAUUUCCCCUUUUCACUUUUAAAAAAUCAUUAUCGUUGCUAUUCUCAUUUCACGUUUGAGGGACAAAAGCUGACGGCUGUGAGCACUCUGGUUUCUGGACUGAAUUUCCUGCUGGACGGUGGGAAAGCAGCUCUGUAAAGUUUCCCACCCCUCGCCCCACCCGACCCUGACUCUGAAUCGGCUCUGGCCCUAUUCAGAGCGCUCUGAGAACGACGGACGCUUACGCUCUGCCCUCGCGGGUCCAGGUGACCACAGAGCAUUGCCUAGCCUUGUUGGUUAUUGUGCCCUAUGCUGAGAAUGAAUGCAAUCAGAGUUUAACCUGACUAAUAUACUGCAGCACUUUUUGCUUUGAACUAGGUCAUCUUAGACUUCUUACACCUUCAGGAUUGGAUUGUUUGACUCCAAUGACUGCACUAUCUGUAUGCAUAAGACCACUUUUGACGGCUGCGUUCCCCUUCUAAGUAGUCUUUUGACGAUGUGUUGUGUUUCCUGAUGUUGAUUUCUUUUAGUAGCAUCUCUCCUUCCAUGUCUUGAUGUUAUGCAGGAAGUACAAAAGUACUUUAAAAUUUUGUUAUGAAAAAAAAGAUGGGUUUUGUAAAAAUUAAAAAAAAAUAUUUUUAGCAGAACAGGACUUACAGGGUCAUUGUCCCCACAAUGUGCCAGUCGACUAUUUGCACUUACCUUGUCCUAUUAUCCGUACGGAGGUGUGCAAUUCCUGUGUCGGUCGCCUCGCGACAUGAAGCUGGACGGAUGAGAGCGGAGGCCCCCCCGGCUGACCCACCGCGUAGCCCAGGGAGACUACAGGGAUCUCACGACGAACAUUCUGAUACAAUACUCGACCUCGGUAUAUAUAUGUGUAUAGAUGUGUGUACAUCCCAGCGGCACUUUAUACUGUUCACUGUACAGACGCCUACAGUUCUCCAGGACGGUCAUUCCURGCUGGGAGAAGACGACGUCACUGCUCGGCGCCCUGGCACGCCCCUUCUGUUGUGCGACUAGUCCUAGCUGCCAUGCUCAGAAAUGCCUUUUGAGAGCAGAAGCAAGGUGCUCACUGUCACCUGAUGCCAUACACGGUCCGGGCCUCGCCUCGGAGGGCCCCUGUUCAUAGCGGCACACGCAUUCCCUCGCGUCUCGUCUGCAGCUUCUCGGCCAAUGUAGUAUGCUUUUAGUAGAGUAAUAGGUAGUAUCGGUUUGGAUUCUCAUUGUCAUCCCCCAUGUACAAUGGAAAGGGACACUAAGCACAAACCUGCUGCUCAUGUAACGUUGGUACAUAAUCAAUCAGAGUCAUCUGUGACUGUUGUAUAGGGAUCACAGUGCCACCUGUUAGAAUGCUGACCAUAUGGGCUAUUGUGAGUUACCAGAGCUUAUUUAUUAUAACUUAUUGUUCAUAUUCAUUUGAGUUAAUUUAAGCAAUCAUUUAUCAAGACAGAAUUUUGUAUAAACUAUUUAUUGUGCUCUCUGUGGAACUGAAGUUUGAUUUAUUUUUGUACUACACGGCAUGGGUUUGUUGACACUUUAAUUUUGCUAUAAAUGUGUGGAAUCACAAGUUGCUGUGAUACUUCAUUUUUAAAUUGUGAACUUUGUACAAACUUUGUCAUGCUGGAUGUGAACACAUCUUAUCUAAAUAAAGAGGUGUUGCCAC
This is a messenger RNA of Urocitellus parryii (Arctic ground squirrel), 6225 nucleotides long. The record is from RefSeq and is a predicted model, not a curated record. Lineage: Eukaryota; Metazoa; Chordata; Mammalia; Rodentia; Sciuridae.